This is a messenger RNA of Condylostylus longicornis, 2148 nucleotides long. It is a transcript of the gene cta, whose product is annotated as guanine nucleotide-binding protein subunit alpha homolog. NCBI's taxonomy places the organism in Eukaryota, Metazoa, Arthropoda, Insecta, Diptera, Dolichopodidae. The record is from RefSeq and is a predicted model, not a curated record. Gene Ontology annotation, biological process: adenylate cyclase-modulating G protein-coupled receptor signaling pathway; Rho protein signal transduction. The transcript is spliced from 6 exons. Bases 468 to 1679 code for a protein of 403 amino acids. Gene Ontology annotation, molecular function: D5 dopamine receptor binding; guanyl nucleotide binding; G-protein beta/gamma-subunit complex binding. Gene Ontology annotation, cellular component: heterotrimeric G-protein complex; brush border membrane.
CAAAAAAGAGUUAUUAAUCAAAUUUUAUUUUGCUGUCAUUCAAACUGUUCGAUUUAAUAAAUUUAUUUUGGUAGAAAAUAUUCUGAAAAUUUUGAAAUUAAAGGAAAAGUGACAAAUAGCUAUUUUUUUUUUUAAAAACAAAGGAAAAUGUAGUUUUUUUUUACGGGAGAACUUUUAAAACAGUUUUUUUUCUCAUUUAUUUGUUAAUGAUUUAAUUCAAAGUACAAUUUAACUAAAAACUUAAGCAAUAAUAUUCUUCUAGUUUCAGUACUUUAGCAUGUAUUUUUAAUAAAAAUGUUUGUUUCGUGAUUUUCUCUAAAAUUAGGAAAUUCAAGAAAGUUUACAAAUGCCUAUAAAAAGUUAAUUUUUUAAAUGAUUGUCUUUAUUAAUAUGUUCAUUAAUGAAAAAAAGUAAUGCAAAGAAGUUGACUAAAAGAUUUUAUGUCAGUGUAAGACAAUAAUUAUAACAUGAACACUUAUGAAACAGGAAAUAAUGGUAGCUACGACAUCACUUCUCCUAGCACUUCAUUGAAUUUGCGGCAUAAUAGAGGUCACUCUCGUGUUUCGUGUUUGAAAUGUUGUGGAGAUUUAGUCAAUUGUUUUUUAAAUCUGCGUGUUAAUCCUGAGGAAGUAGAACAAAGGUACAAAUCUCGGGAAAUUGAUAAAUUUCUGGCAAAAGAUAAACAACUGAUCGCAAGACAGGUUAAACUUUUACUAUUAGGUGCAGGUGAGUCAGGCAAAUCAACAUUUUUAAAACAAAUGCGAAUCAUCCACGGAAUAAAUUUUGAACCAGAGUUAGUAAGAGAAUAUCAACAUGUAAUAUAUCAAAAUAUUGUAAGGGGGAUGCAAGUUCUAGUCGACGCGAGGGAAAAAUUAGAAAUCCCUUUGGAACAUCAGAUAACAGAAAAGGCUGCUGAACGAGUUAAACUAUUGUACUGUGGCCCUGGCUUAAGUACAGAACAAUUUAUAGAAUAUGCUCCAGUUGUUCGUACAUUGUGGUAUGACAAAGGUAUCAAAACAGCUUAUGAUAGGCGAAGAGAGUUUCAAAUUAGUGAUUCGGUUAGUUAUUUCUUUGAUGAAGUAAAUCGUAUAGCUAGGCUGGAUUAUGUACCAUCCCAAAAAGACAUUCUUCGUUGUCGUAAGGCCACGAAGGGUGUUUAUGAGUUCAUGAUUAGAAUACAGAACAUUCCGUUUGUUUUUGUUGAUGUUGGUGGGCAGCGCACCCAGCGACAGAAGUGGACAAAAUGCUUCGAUAAUUCAGUAACUUCAAUUAUAUUUUUAGUUUCAUCCUCAGAAUUUGAUCAAGUUUUAGCUGAAGAUAGGAAAACUAACCGUUUGGAAGAAUCGAAAAAUAUUUUUGAUACCAUUGUAAAUAAUAGCACUUUUAAUGGUAUUUCGAUAAUAUUAUUUUUGAAUAAGUCGGAUUUAUUGGAAGAAAAAGUGAAAAACCCUGAGACUGAUAUACGUUCGUACCAUCCAGAAUUUACAGGAAACCCUCAUUCAAUAUUAGAUGUACGAAAUUUUAUCUUGCAAAUGUUUUUAAACGUCCGUCGAAAUACAAAAAGCAUAAUUUAUCAUCACUAUACAAAUGCUGUUGACACAGAGAAUAUUCAAAUUGUUUUUAAUUCUGUUAAAGAUACUAUAUUACAAAGGAACUUAUCUGCUUUAAUGUUGUCAUAAAAUUGGUGAAGCGUUAAUGUUCCCUAUUUUUUAAUUUUUCUACUUUAACAACACUUUUAUUUAUAAAUUUUAUAAUCGUAAUGUUUAUUUUUGCAAUAAUGUUUUUUAAAUGAAAGAGAAAUUUUUAUUUUUAUUAUCUUAGCAAUUUCAUAUGUAACGUUAGUUUCAAUAUUAAUACGCUCGAAUCAAAUUCAUUAUAAUCGUUUCAGCAUAGUAUAGUCGUGGUAAAAAUUAAACUGACGAGGUAUAAACGAGCUUUACUGAAAAACUCAUUGUAAGUUUUAAAACAAAUUAGAAAAUUGUUAAUUACAAGUAUAUGAAUUUUAUAUAACUGUUUCCGAAUUCGGCUUAAAAAUUCAUAUUUUAGUGUAUAAGUAUUUAUAAAAUCGUGAAAAAAUAUAAAAAUUUCAAAUUUGUAUAAAAUAGCUUUUAAGUUUGAUACACAGUAAUAAAUUACAAAAUUCGGAUA